AUGGAUAGGAGGUCGAGCGACGACGGCGAUGACGCCGAGCUGGCCAUGGCGUCAGACCAGCGGGCUCUGGAGCGCCACCGGCGGGACGUGCUGGUCUGGACCUCCGCGCCGCUGCGGGACGCGGUGGAGGUGGUCGGUGAGGUGCGCGCGUCGCUCUACGUGGGCUCGACCGCCCGCGAGUGCGACGUCGUGGCGCGGCUCUGCGUGGUUCGGGCCGGCGAGGAGGCUUCCAGCUUCCAGCGGUUCUUCGAGGGCGUUGGCAGCGUGUUCGGGGUCGGCGGGGACGACCUGGGCCCGAUGCAGUCCUUCAACGUGUGCGAAAACGUAGCGCGGAUCCGCUUCGAAGGAGACGGCAGGCCGCGCCGGGUGGAGCUGUCGCUCGGCUUCACCGCCUGCAGAUUCGGCGUCGGAGACCAGGUCCGGCUGCACGUCUGCUCGGCCGCCCACCCGCGCUGGUUGCGGCACCCGCUUCAGGCGGAGGGCGAAGACUGGCUCACGGGCGGCGGGCCGACGGGCGCGCCGGCCACGCAGGAGGUCUUCAUGGACUCCAGGCGCCCCUCCGCCCUGGAGCUAACCCUCCGGGGGGCCGGGGUCACCACCCUGCCGCCAGAGCAGACGCCCAGCGGUGGCCGCUGA
Molecule: messenger RNA, 636 nt
Organism: Prorocentrum cordatum
Lineage: Eukaryota; Dinophyceae; Prorocentrales; Prorocentraceae
Source: the annotation of a GenBank genome assembly